Molecule: messenger RNA, 1275 nt
Organism: Arachis ipaensis
Lineage: Eukaryota; Viridiplantae; Streptophyta; Magnoliopsida; Fabales; Fabaceae
Product: BAG family molecular chaperone regulator 1-like
Biological process (GO): protein stabilization
Cellular component (GO): cytoplasm
Molecular function (GO): adenyl-nucleotide exchange factor activity; protein-folding chaperone binding
Source: RefSeq, a predicted model, not a curated record
UUCCUAGAGUGAAACCUUCACUAUAAUAGACAACCAACUAUAUCUCUCUUCUUUACUUCCUUUUUUAUUUUCACUUGUUCAUAUCCUUUUAGAUUCUUCUCUUUUAAUUCUGAUACUUUUGAGUGGUGCCCAUUUGUUUUCUCUACUAUUCUUUUCCCUUAUUAUUCUUGUAUUUCUGCGUCGUUUUUCUUUCUUAUAUAUCUUCCACCUACCGACUACUACUAAACCUUCAAUACAAGGUUCUAUAGAUUUACUUUAAUUUCACUCAACUUUCCUUUCAUCAAUUACAAACUUCAUGUUAUGUGUAAGAGGCUUUUUGGUUUGCUAAGGUUGUUCUUUCUUAAUUUCUUGUUGUUCUCUUACAUAAGGGAAUGGUAGUACCUAAUUAGAUACUUGUUUAUUGGAGAGAUUCAAAUUAGGCUUGAAAUUCUAACAAUAUAUUCUUUCCAUCAAAGAUAUGUCACACAAUAAAGAAACAACAACGAUGAGCAGCAACAACAUGUUUUCUAAGGGUAAGAAAUCCGGUCAUGAAUGUGAAUUAAGGCCAGGUGGAAUGCUUGUUCAGAAGCGUGAUUCAAACUCGGAUCGAAACUCCGAUUCGGCUGCAUUGUCCACCAUCAUGGUUAAAGUGAAAUAUGGAUCUGCAUAUCACGAACUUCCUAUUAGUUCGCAUGCAAGUUUUGGGGAACUGAAGAAGAUGUUGAGAGAACGUACAGGGUUGCAUGCUCAGGAUCAAAAGUUAAUGUUUAAGAAGAAAGAGAGAGAUUCAAAAUCAUAUUUGGACGUUGAAAGAGUCAGAGAUGGAUCAAAGUUGGUGCUUUUUGAGAAAAUUGAGAGCAGAGAAAGAAGGAUGCUUGAGACCUUAAGAAUUGCAAAGAAGGAGAAAGCCUCAAAAUCCUUGAAGGAAAUUAAUCACCAGGUUCAACCACUUGCUCACAAGGUUUCAGCUUUGGAAGCUGGUGCUUCUACAGGCGGGGUUAUAGCAGAGUUGGAUAUAGAGAGUUUGACAGAAAAUCUGAUGAGAAUGUUGAUUACAUUGAAUGAAAUUUUCGCUGAGGGGGACCUGAAAUUACAAAAAAGUGAGCAGGUUAGGAGAGUUCAGAAGCAUAUUGAGACUCUUGAUACAUUGAAGAUGAAAAGGCAAAAAAACGUGCCUCAAAAAAUUAAAGCAGCGGAGGAGCAACAACUAAAACAUUGGGACUCAGUUGUUGUAACAACAAAAUGGGAAACUUUUGAUUGAGGCUAUUAAAUAUCUUAAUUACUGGCUUCUUCUCU